Messenger RNA from Notothenia coriiceps (black rockcod), 5013 nucleotides. RefSeq names its product HPS6 biogenesis of lysosomal organelles complex 2 subunit 3 (gene hps6). The transcript has a single exon. NCBI's taxonomy places the organism in Eukaryota, Metazoa, Chordata, Actinopteri, Perciformes, Nototheniidae. The record is from RefSeq and is a predicted model, not a curated record. The coding region runs from base 410 to 3217 and encodes 935 amino acids. Gene Ontology annotation, biological process: organelle organization; protein localization to membrane; lysosome localization. Gene Ontology annotation, cellular component: BLOC-2 complex; lysosomal membrane.
CCCUCCGCCUCUACACACUCUAGGACCCGGCCUUCUUUCAGCUCCUCCCUGCUUGCUGUGUCGUCGGUAUCCGGAAAUUAACAAUCCCGUGAUGUCAGGGGAGUGUUAGCAUAGCAUCGGAAUGAGUAAAGUGCCUCUUUCGUUUCUGCUUUCAAACUUUUUCUGCGGUUACUUACUUCUGUCGGAUAACAGUUUAGCUCCGACAUGAGGCUGCCGGGUCGAAGGCUGUCGGAGGAUGUAUCCUUCCGCAGGGACGGGGUGAAGCCUCUCACCGGACCUAACGGGAUGCCGCUCGGUUAGUCUCUCCGGAGCCCCAGGUCAGAUUUAUGAGCAACACAAGCUAGCAGGGUAGUUCAUACUUUGUGGAGAGUUUAUUCAAUUCCUCUGCUCAGGCUGACAACCGAGAGUUAUGGCGCGCCUGAUGUUAGAGCAGCUGUCAGAUUUCGGGGACUAUGCUGGCGGUAAGGAGCUGACUGAGAUAUUUAAACUGACUAACAAUAACGACCUCAAAAACAGCCUGUCAAAUGUUCGCCUGAGCCCAGAUGGACGUCAUGUUCAUGUCCUCCUCCGCAAGCCUAAAGUUGGUCUUGUGACUUUUGACAAGUAUGAAAGACCCCAUGUUGCCCAGAACCAGAAGAAGCUGGAUUUGCGGCUGACCGUGCCUAUUGUGGAUAUCUUUUAUUUGGACCAUAAUAACAAUAGCAGCAGCAGCAGAGGCGCAGCAGCUGUGGCAGUGGUUUAUGAGAAUGGAAAAGCUGAGUUUUGGAAAUUCCAGGAGUGCAAAGCUGGCUGGCAUCUCCUGCAAACAUCAGAUUUGUGCAACAGCCCCCGAGCAAAAGUGGUGUCUGUGUGUGCCUGUUCAAAUCUGAUCAUCUGGUGUGAGGAGAGGCCACCUUCAGAGAGCACCCCUGCCCUCAGCUCCACAAGGAAUAAGCUGAGAUACUGUGUUUGCAGACGAGACUUCGAGGUGGAGGAGGGGGCUGUCAGUCUGGGGGGAGUGAAAAUCGCCCUCCACAAUAAUCCUAAAUUCACUGUGGUCAGCUCGGGUGAAUAUGUGCAUCUUCUUCCUGAUGUGAAAGUGAAGCCGCAGUUGUGUAUCUCCAAAUUCUUUCUCUCCUGGUCCCCUCGCCAUGACACCUUCACAGUCAGCACCACGUGUAACAACACUCCCCUGAAAAAGCUUUCGGCUAAAGAGUCUGACUUGAAGAGGUUGGUGACAGACUGUUUGGGAUACUUAUCGACUCUUCAACCACCUGAGAUCUACGACUUCUCCCCUACAGGAUGUGGAGGCCUGCUGCUGCUGCUCAGCACGGGGUGGGUGUGUCUUCUGCAGAAAGAUGGGACACUGAGACAUGUAUACAAACUGGCAGAAAACUGCAUGGUAAAAUGUGGCACUCCUCAAACAAGCCUAUGCAUGUACCAGGAUACACUGGCUCUGCUGAUGGGGCAAAACCUGCACCUGAUCGACGUGAACUGUGGCAGAGAGAUGGAAAAGAUAACGCUGAAGAAAGAGGGGUUAUUGUAUGUAAACAGAGCUGAAAGAUGCGCCCCUCACCUGCUCUCGGAAACUGGACUUUUUGUGGUUGUGAACAGAGAGACGAAUUCCCGAGAUGUCAACAACUUGAAGCCUUUUGGUGUCGACUCAGUGGAGAGUAUUCACCCUGGAGAGCUCCUGGUAGAGGCUGUGUUUGAGGAGGCCUGUAAAUACUACCAGCAGAGGAGCCUGAGCAGCACUCGGCUAACUGUAGACACACUAAAGAAAGGGGGCAGGUUCCAGGCCCCCAUCUCUUUAUCCACCAUCCUCAGGAACUACCUCAGCACAGGGUUGAGGCAGAAAGGAGCUGAGCCCUUGCAGAACGGAGAUGACAACACAGCGGGGCAAGAUAAACUAAUGGGGUCUCUAGAGGCUGAGCUCAAGGCUCUGGUCUCUCUGGAGGAGGUGAAGGGGAGUUUAGUGAGGGGGAAUGUUAAAGAGGUGGAGGCAGUGUGUGAGAGUCUAGUUGAGAAAGAAGUAGCCAGGCUGAUGUUGGCCUCAGAGAUGGAUAAAGAGGCUCUGCUUUACCUCAACACAAUCUUCAGCCUGUUUCCCUCCCAGGCGUGGAGAGCAGCUCAGGCCGCCCUGCAGCUACACUACAACGGGGAGGGGUCUCUGUCCAGCAGGGCUUCCCCAGAAGUGUGGAAAACUGUCCUCAGUCCUGCCACGACGUCCAGCCCCCCAUCCUCCCUCCCAUUCACAAACGGCGGGCCAAAACACAAUCAUAGUCUCAAAGGUGAUCACGUUGCUAACUGUAAAUCCCAAAUCUCCACUUCCCCCGCCGACAUGCCUGUGUUUGAGCUCCUCUGCUACUCAGUUUUUCAUUUCCAACCCAGCUGGCUGCCCCACUUCCUGGAACUGGCCCAGCAGCAGCAGGGCUCAGCAGGACUCGGGUUGGGCCUGGCCUCUUCUUCCUCCUGGGGCUUCUCCGGUGGGAGAGCAGGGGAGGGCGGGGAGAACAACAUGCCGCUCUACAAACGAGCGCUGGCCGCCUUGUCCAGCCUGACCCCGGACCGAGACAAGCGGCAGGACCUGGAGGUGGAGCUGCUGCUGGUCAGUGGGCGGCCCAACGCUAUCCUGCAGGCGCUGAGGACCCUCAUGGCCAAGCAGCAGUGGGAGCGGGUCACCAUGGUGGCCCAGAAGUUCUGCAAACGGAGUCCGCUGCUCAACAAGGAGAUCUUCACUACUCUGCUGUGCGAGGUGGCUCAGCACAGAGACCUGGACCCCUACCUGGACGUGCUGUGGGCACUGUGCCCUGAGGACCUCACCGUCACCGCCAUUCUCAACUUAGUGCUGAAGAACCUCCCCUCCCCAAACACCCCACCAUCCUCCUCCUCCUCUUCUUCCUCAUUCUCCAUGUCCAGUACGACCUCCUCGUCCCCUCCUCCCUUCGCAGACUCCUACAGCAGCCAGUUGACCAUCGGGCUGUUGAAACCUCUGCUGAAGAAAGUGUUUCAGAGGGAGACCAAGCCUAGCCAGCGCUACGCAGACAUCCUACAGUCACCUACGUUCCCCCCUCCUGCCCCCCCACGCCAGCCCAGGACUGUCUCAGAUCCUAACACAGACUCAUCUCUCGCAAACGACACCACCCCGGAUUAUCUCGCAGAGACACCCGGACAGCAGUCACCCACACACACGGCUGUCCAGAGAGCAAGGGUGGCACUUCCUGCUAACCCAGUCUGAAUCACAAAGACAUGAACAAACUAAAACAAUUCACACACAACCUGACCAAACUGUGAAGCAGCAUGUGUCGACAAUCAGAAUCAGUAUGUAAUAGAUAUAUCAUGAGUGUAAUGCAGUUAAUUGUGAUAUUUGAUGGGGUUUUUAAAAAAAAAAAAGUAUUGAUAUGAAGUAUGACUACUAGAAACUAUGAAAUGACUACUGAAGAUCUUACCAGUGUAAAUACUUCAGGUAAUUUUAAGUCUUAAUGUGUGUAUAUACUGUAUCCACAAUGUUAUUUAUCUCUCAAGCCUUAACUGCACGUGGAUGAGAAUGUGUUUGCUUGCAUCAAAUAAGCUUAGCCUUUAUCAAAAUGCCUUGGUAAUAUAUUGUGUUAACACAGUGUAGUGUGUAUCUGCUCAGUAAAACAAAGCCACUAACUCUCAUUAUUGGGGUUUAUCAAAUGUACAAUAUUCUUUGGCUUUUAAUGUGAGCUGAUGUCUGCUAAUUGUAGCCAAAUGUAGCUGCCUUUCAGUAGUUGAUCAUGCAGUGGGUAAUCUACUGAGACAAGCUGGCCUUUGUGUUUGAAAUGUUUGUUUUAAGUAGUAUGGUUUAGAGGAGGAGGGGUAAGGGGUCCAAGGUUCCUUUACUGACUUGGUUUUGUACUUAACAUAUCAUAAACAUUAACCUAGUUUCGAAGGACUCAAAGCAGACCAUGUAACCAAAGUAAAACAAACUCAAUUCCUGUCAUCCAUUUGUCCCUCGAGACUCCAUCUUGUCCUCUUUUCUCCCUCCUAGCCCAACUCACAGGACAUUCCAGACGUAAUACCCAGUAAAAGUGACUCACAGUUUGGCUUUAAAUUUUAAAUUCAAUUUCGGAGGUAAUUCUGUUAGGAUUCCAGUGUGGGUUUGGUGCUCACUGACUAGGUGCCCUGCUGCUUGCAUAAGGUCAUGUACGUCUUCCUUCAUGGACCCGGUGAGGGUAUAAUGUCAUUAGAGAUGUUAGGUCCUCACUUGGUCCUGUUAGUAUUCAUGCUCUGGAACCAAUUGCACUUUUUUAUCAUCCCAGUCAGUAUUGUUUGUACCAUGCCUCUGUUUAAAUGUUUUCUGAUUGAGUGUGCUGUAAACAAAAGUAUAUUUAUGUGCCUACUGAUGCUAAUGUGUGAGCAGUAUAUACAGCUUGUUUUAGAUAGGAAUCUUUUGUAUGUUGAGCCUUCUGAAACAAAAGGUUUUAUUUUGUAACAAUCUUUGGAAGACUACUAAAAUAUCAACCCUGGGUUGGUGAGUUACUGACAGAGAAGCUCUAAAAGUGACAUUGAGUGACAAUCAGACUCCAAAAUGCUGCAGAACAAUCAGAGAACUCUUCACAGCGCUGCUCUUCAUUUACAGAGCCGUGUCACAUUCCUGCUGGGUCUCCUCAGCUUCGCUCACUCUCUGGAGAAAGAAGUGGUGGCAGAAGCAUUAGGUUGUGUUUUUUAAAUGACAUUUUAAUUUCUAAUAUAUGCUGACUAAGAUCUAAUCGUGUCCUUCGAAGCUCUGUACACUUUAAACAAUGUUCAGUUCAGUGCCACGAGUGUACUUUCACUGGGAACUCCCCGACUUCCCCCUACUCAGCCUGACUGAAUCACUGCUCAGAUGUUUAAUAUUAAUUUGCCUUAAACUUUGCUGUUAACAAAUAAGAAUUCCUUUUGGGCUCGACAUCUGUUCACAUCUACAUUUUUAAUUUGUCUACUUUUGGUGGUGCUCUCUAAGCAAAUUGGAAAAUAUGUAUACAAGUAUUUAUGAACCGAUGUAUGCUAUUAAACUGAAGAUAAAACUUC